Messenger RNA from Morus notabilis, 960 nucleotides. Its product is annotated as bifunctional pinoresinol-lariciresinol reductase. The transcript has 4 exons. The coding region runs from base 22 to 960 and encodes 312 amino acids. NCBI's taxonomy places the organism in Eukaryota, Viridiplantae, Streptophyta, Magnoliopsida, Rosales, Moraceae. Gene Ontology annotation, molecular function: oxidoreductase activity. The record is from RefSeq and is a predicted model, not a curated record.
GAGAGAGAGAGAGAGAGAGAGAUGGAGAAAAGUAGAGUACUGAUUGUUGGAGGAACUGGGUACUUGGGAAAGAGGAUAGUGAAGGCAAGUUUAGCGGAGGGUCAUGAAACGUAUGUCGUUCAUAGGCCUGAGAUUGGAGUUGACAUUGAGAAAGUUCAAAUGCUGUUGUCGUUUAAGGAGAAAGGAGCUCAUUUGGUGGAGGCUUCUUUCGACGACCACCAGAGCCUCGUGAACGCCGUGAAGCUGGUGGACGUCGUUAUUUGCGCCAUUUCAGGCGUCCAUAUUAGAAGCCACCAUAUCCUGCUUCAACUCAACCUUGUUCAUGCAAUUAAAGAAGCCGGCAACGUUAAGAGAUUUUUGCCAUCUGAGUUUGGAAGUGACCCAGCAAGAAUGAUGUACGCAAUAGAACCGGGAAGAGUAACAUUUGACGACAAAAUGGUGGUGAGGAAAGCCAUUGAAGAAGCUAAAAUCCCUUUCACUUAUAUCUCUGCUAACUGCUUUGCUGGCUACUUCCUUGGCGGUUUAUGUCAACCUGGUCACAUUCUUCCUUCAAGGGACUCGGUCACUUUGCUUGGAGAUGGCAACCAAAAGGCAAUAUAUGUUGACGAAGAUGACAUAGCAAUGUACACAAUCAAAACCAUAGAUGACCCGAGAACCCUAAACAAGACUGUGUAUCUUAGGCCGCCUAAAAACAUUCUAUCUCAAAGAGAAGUUGUUCAAGUUUGGGAGAAGCUCAUCGGCAAAGAGCUACAGAAGUCUUCAAUUUCCGAGAAAGACUUCCUAGCUACUCUUAAAGAACAAGAUUACGCACAGCAAAUUGGAUUGGGACAUUACUACCAUGUCUGUUUCGAGGGUUGUCUUGCAAAUUUCGAAAUCGGUGAUGAUGGACUUGAAGCUACUCAGCUUUAUCCAGAAGUGAAGUACAUUUCAGUGGAGGAUUACAUGAAGCGCUAUUUGUAA